GUUUGUUAUGAUGAAGAUUUUCUUGUAACAAGAUUUUCCUGUAAAAGCUUUACUAUCCCUCAUGUCUUACAUCACAACUGAAACCUUCGAAAGUUCUGAGUAAGAAUCUUCUAGUGUACUUGUUUUACUAUUUUAGAGUGAUUCUUUGGCUUGCAUAUCAAAGGUAAUGCGAGUCGUUCGACCCCACAUUUGACUGGGUUGAGUCAUGGGAUUCCAUCACAAAUGAGACCUUCAAUGUUUCCACAAAAUCCCAGCCUCGUCAACACUCAGGCUCAUAGCUCCUGCUGUUUACUGAGCUUGCCACAUUAACUUACAUUACUCAGUUAACUCAGCCUGUGAGAAACUCCUCCUACCUCAAAUCCUACUCACCAUGUGCGACACAAAGGAAUUCGCGCCUUCCAAAUGCGGCCCAUCCGAUGACUGCUCUUCCCCGCAACCCUGCGAUGUUAGCUUUGCUGAGAACAUAAAGCAUUACGAAAUUAAAAUUUCGUCAUUGUCUGUCAAAUAUGACGCAGGAGAUGCUCCGCCCAGAUUGACGAGUCUGGAGUAUGAACAGCAAUAUGUUUAUGUCAGAUUUGUUCAUCCAAUGCUGGGUCGCAUUGAGACAGUUCCAUCUCGCCUGGUUAAAGAAGCAUGUGGUCAAUCAGUUUGCUUCAAAGCCGACAUUGCGGUUCACGUGAGGUCAGAUUCAAACAGUUUUUGGAGCGCCAUUAAACGCCAAGAGAUGGCGGUGUACGUUUUCAUCAAGAAUCAGGUGUUUGACGAAAUCGCAGGAGUGACAUCUGUGCCCAUCAUAGAAACGAAAAGAAAAGAUGCGAAUACAGCAGGACCCGGAAGCGGUGCGAUUCGGAAUUUCCAUGGACCCCUGGUUCAACCGAUGCCAGUACCGACGCCUUUUUGCAAAGGUUUCUUGAAAGUCACUCUCGGGGUCGUCGACCAUGGAGAGGUACCUCAUCCGAAGCCACCUUGCGGACCGACUCCUCCGCCGAUUCGUUUCGAUUCCAGCAGGUAUUUCAAGAGUGAUUUGAUUGAUGGGGUUCAAAGAGCUCGUGCCAGGAUUGAAAAGCAUUACAGGAAACAGGCUACUUACAGACCAGCAGAAUACGGAAUGCGAAAGGAAAUCAUGAAGAUCGUUGAUGACACCAUGUCCGCAAUUAUCUCAUCCGAGAUGAAAAAAGUGAUUGAGCUGAGUGAAGACCGCACUCUGCUUGGCCUAAGGAGAAUAGAAAACGCUUUAGCAGAAUGUCUUAGAAACGCUGAGGAUAUUCGAGAAGUUGUCACUUGUGAUGAGACGGCGAGAGGCGCCAUCAACAGAAUUUUCGAGCAUCUUCACACCAUGUACAAGUCAUUUUCCAUCAUCACAGAAUACGGAAUGCGAAAGGAAAUCAUGAAGAUCGUUGAUGACACCAUGUCCGCAAUUAUCUCAUCGGAGAUGAAAAAAGUGAUUGAGCUGAGUGAAGACCGCACUCUGCUUGGCCUAAGGAGAAUAGAAAACGCUUUAGCGGAAUGUCUUAGAAACGCUGAGGAUAUUCGAGAAGUUGUCACUUGCGAUGAGACGGCGAGAGGCGCCAUCAACAGAAUUUUCGAGCAUCUUCACACCAUGUACAAGGAAACCAUGGACUCGAACAUUCGACCCUCGGACGGUCACUUGACAUACGACACCUUAUCCGGCCUGAAAAUGAUGCAAAAAUUGAAAGGAGUGGCUGCACUGCAGCAAGACCUCUUGGAACAAGCUGCUCGUCUUCGGGGUUACGUAGAAAACGAAAAGCCCCACGAACUCGAAUGCUUCGAGGCUGGAUUGGCAGAACUUGCUGCUGUGCACAUUCCCGGGGACCUCAGGGAAAUAUUCAACGGGGAUUAUCACCGGAAAUCCUGCGAAACCGCCUUGCGAGAAGACGAACCUGUGAAGGAAGACGCGUAUAAUUUCUGCGAACCUGGACCCAAGUCAAUGCAUGUUUGCCCUUGAAACGGAUCAGCACACUGAUGAUGCAUAUGAUCCUACGUACUUUUGGCAUUUCAAAAAUUUGCUGCCAUUUCCUGUUUUGUUUUUGCAAGCAUUUAUUGGUUCUUGUGAUGCCGCUGAUCCUGAAACGGAGCAAUCGUUUGUCUUUGCAUUAUAAUGGGUCCGAUUCCGCGAAAAGCUGAUUUCUUUUUUGGCCAUUUUCUCAUAUUUUCAUUUUCCUGGUCAGUAGCCAAACAAAGAGCUGCUUUCUAUGCGUCGCUGUGUUCAUGAUUCUUGGAUUAUGAAGAGUCGUUUCCUUGAUUACAGAAGCUAAAAUGUCAGGGAGUCAUUUACAUGCAUUUUAUUUUUUCUCUUUCAGGGUGGUGGGUUGUGUAGCACUGGAUUGUCUGGCUACAAUUUGACUGAUCACUUCAUCAAUAAAAUGACUUUCAAUUGUUUA
This is a messenger RNA of Notodromas monacha, 2402 nucleotides long. The record is from the annotation of a GenBank genome assembly. Lineage: Eukaryota; Metazoa; Arthropoda; Ostracoda; Podocopida; Cyprididae.